Messenger RNA from Funneliformis mosseae, 211 nucleotides. NCBI's taxonomy places the organism in Eukaryota, Fungi, Glomeromycota, Glomeromycetes, Glomerales, Glomeraceae. The record is from the annotation of a GenBank genome assembly.
AGUUACGACAAGCAAAAAUCUAACUUUAGGAAUUGACCCAUGGACUAGUCUUCUUGAAUAUUUAUUAAAAACUGCAAUAAAUCUUUGGAAAAAUCAAGAUGGUGGAAGAUUAAGUGCUGAUAUUUUACUUAUUCAACUUGGUUUAUAUCGAAAUCAUGAUUAUCUUUUUAAUGAUCCAUAUGUUAAAGGUAUUAAUACUCCUACAAAUUGA